This is a messenger RNA of Symbiodinium sp. CCMP2456, 870 nucleotides long. NCBI's taxonomy places the organism in Eukaryota, Dinophyceae, Suessiales, Symbiodiniaceae. The record is from the annotation of a GenBank genome assembly.
AUGCUCAACUGCCUCAGACUAGAAGGUGAAGUUGGAGCCUUUGCAGAGGCUGCACGGGUCAUGUGGGGCUGGCGGGUUGCAGCCAAAGAGGUGGCUGCGGCAGAGGUGAGCAAUGGGAUGCACAAGUGGCGCGAAAGAAUGAAAAAAGAUGCACCUCGCAGAAGAUUCAAGGUGGCCUUGGCAAGGAUGGAGCAGGCCCCGGCGCAUCCCGAGGAGGAUGACUUCUCUCAGUUCCUGUCGCAGGAGAACGCCGCGCCUGCUGCGCAGCCGGAGGUGACUGCCGAGGCUCUUCUUCGAGUCGUGGCCGAGUCCUCCCAACGCCAGGAGCAGCUCCUGGGAAAGGUUUGCAGUUUGCUCGUGAGCCUAGAUGAGAAGCUCGGGCGGAUCGCCUCUUCCCAGGAGAGGCUGGAAGACAGCUUGCACCGCGCUGCGGAUGCACCUGCAGGGGCGGCGCGUGCUCCUGUGUCCGGGCAAGUGCAGCAGCGUGGAGCCUUGGUAGCGCCUCCGGGCAAGCCGGGCUAUUCUGCCGCAGGUGCCCAGCAAGGUCCUUCCCCGGAGGAGCAGCGUCUGCAGCAAGAGCGCCUCGCAGCCGAGCGCUUGAGGAUGGAGGAGGAGAACCGCCGGCGUGCAGAGGAGAUGAACCGGCGAAGGGAGGAAGAAGAGCGCCGUAAGCGUGAGGAGGAGGAGCGGCGCAGACAGGAGGAGGAACGUCGUCGCGAGGAGGAGCGGCUGCGGAAGGAGGAGCUCGGCAAGAAGACCAGUGGGCUCAUGUCGGGACUCCUCUCCAGCGACUCCGGUGGGGGUGGCGGGGGCUUGUUUGGCGACGAAGCGCCCAAGAGAAGCAGCAAAGGUGGACUCUUCGACGACUAA